CUAGGCACAAAGGAACUUCUUUUUUAUGGUUGUGUAUUACUGGUAUUACCUUGAUCUCUGCAGUUGGAGGUCAACCAUUCGUGUCUGAUGCAAAGAUUGAUACAAUAGAUACGCAACAAAAGAACGGCUUUUCAACCGAUACCCUAGAAACGUCAACAUCACCUUUAUUAGAAAACGAUCCGUGUUUGUCCCACUACUGUCCUAGUGGAAGAGAAUGUGUAGUUCGUGACGACAGACCCGAAUGCGCAUGUUCAAAAAAAUGCGUACCGCGCAGACCAGUCUGCGCAUCGGACGGUACAGUGUAUCUAAGCCAUUGUCAUAUGCACAGUACAGCUUGUAGCACAAAACAGAGGCUCACACAAAUGCCAUCUAAUUUCUGUACCAAACUCGGCAAUGAUGAACGAAACUGGACGAAGAAAAAAAGUAUUCUGUCGAGCUACAAACAAAAAAACAAUUCCUUAGCUACUCCAGAAAAUGUUCAGUCCGUCCUGGUGCUUCCUAGUUUAAAACCGGGAGACCUAACCAAUUUACUAAAUGAAAUUGAAGAUCAUUACUAUGGACGCGACGAAUGUUCUAUGCAGGAGUACGAAGUUAUGAAGGACAAUCUUUUGCUGUACAAUCAUGCUAAGUUGAUGGCAGAUAACCAAAGCAAAGAUUUUCUAUUGUCUAUGAUGUUUUCUCACUACGACAAGAACAAUGAUGGUCAUCUCGAAAAGCAAGAACUGGAACAGGUUAGCAAAGAAGAUCAAGAUUUAACUAAUGUCAUCAAUCUUACCAGCGGAUGUUCACUGGCCAGUAUGAUUGACUUUGACGAUACAGAUGAAGAUAAAAAACUAAACAUAAACGAAUUUUCUCUGGCUUUUAGUAAAUUAUAUAGUGUUUCAGUCGUAACACUGGAUAAAGCCCUCGAAAUCAACCAAAUCUCGGCACGUUUAGGAGAUAACGUCGAGCUACACUGCGCCGUCACUGGUUCACCGAUCCCACCCGUUCAGUGGCGCAGGCACGGGCAAGAUUUAGCAGCUCUAGACCAAGACGACGUAAGGGUUUAUGGUGACGGUAGUCUCUACCUAACCAAAGUUCAGCUACAACACGCGGGGAAUUACACUUGCAGUGCUCAGAGAAAUCCCCAUGUAGUGCAAACUCACGUAUUAACUGUUCAUACUGCUCCUGAAGUUCAUGUAAUGCCAAAAAUUCAAUCAAAACGACCCGGAGAGGAUGCCCAAAUGUUCUGUCAUGUGUCUGGUGAGCCAUUUCCACAAGUACAAUGGUUAAAGAACGAUGAGCAACUUAAAAUUGACGAGACAAAAAAAUUUCAAAUAGUGGGAAACGGGACAUCGCUGAGGAUUAGAAAAAUAGAUUUUGCCGAUACUGGAGCUUACAUGUGCCAAGCUACCAACACAGGAGGAUUAACAAGAGAUAUUAGUUCUCUAGUGGUUCAAGACCAACCCACUGCACAAAGUCCUACCAAUGAAGAGCAUAGAUUUUUUGCAUUUCACGAGUGGGGUAUUUCAGUAUAUGAGCCCACGACUUGUAGGCUGCAUCAUCAUAUCUUAGGCACAGACAUCAUUCCAGGGACUCAGGACUAUGUAUGUGGCAGUCAAGGAAUCCAAUGCUCAUGGGGCAGAGCUGUAUCAAUUUCCAAUCGUUACAUCUACGCUUCUCAGCCUAAUCUAGAUCGCAUUUUGGUGGUGUCCACCGUUCAAAUGGCAGUGGUUGAUGUAGUGGGCACGGACAAAGUACCCGUCGAACUAGAGAAAGUGCUUCAUUUAGAUCAAUUGUGGCUCCUCAGCUGGAGAAACAAGAGUGAUACUGGAAUUAAAACAGUACAGAUAAUCAGGGAUGCUGGGCAAAAGAGAAAACAUCACACGGUCCAUCCCGAACCCAUUGACGGUCAGUUCGACAUGGUUACUGGACUGUUUUUACCUUCCCCUUUCCAGGAAAUAUCACACUACACUUUUAAAUAUGGAUAUGUGACACAUACCAAUCAAAGAGGAUUAUACAAAUUAGACUUAGAAAACCUGAGAUACACAAGAUCAGUAGACUUAGCACCCUACAAUUGCGUACCUGAAGAAAUACAGUUCUCCGCGCUGUAUGGAUUUGUAUUUAUGGAAUGUCGUGAACCGAUAACCAAAAAGCCCACAGGUCAACUCAUACUGGACUACUUAACAGACGCUGUUAUUUCAACGGUACCAACCCUAUUUGGCAAACCCUACCUAUCACCUGAUUCCCGUAAGCUGGUUACUUUCGAUAGAGCAAAAGCUGGAGCAACGUUAAUAGUACAAGAGAUUACAGCACAUGGACUGGAAUUUUCGUUUGAUGUGAAAACAACUUUGAACAUCUCUGAUAUUGCAUUCUAUCCAAGUCAGACAACACACAGUUAUGAUUUGUACGCCAGCAGUCAGAAUAAGGAGGACUUACUAUUUGUUAAUUUAAAUACUGGUAAAGUGGAAAUAAUAACAGGAGUAGGCGUGGCCUCACCCCUCUCCCAGUGGGGUAACCCCGCCCGACCAAUCACGACCGCUGGACGAUUUGGCACGUUCCUGGCCACGCCCAGCGACCACGCCCUCUUCGUAAUAAACGGUCAUUCACGAACAGUUAAUUGUGAAAUCAGUGCCGUAACCAAGCCGUCUCAAAUUGUGUGGAUCACUCAGAAGUAUCACUAGAAAAAUAUAGAUUUAUUAUAAUACAAUAUCAAGAAAAAAUGUUAUUAUUCGUUUGCUUUUUAAGUGUAUUCCCAUUUAGAAAUAGAAGUAGAAAAGUGUAUUGAUUCCAUGGAGACAUGAAAGUCGGUCAAGUAUAAUUUACUAAAACUACGCUAGUGUACCUACUGUAUAACUGAAUAGAAACUACGUUAUAGAGCAGGUGUAGAGAUCUCCAAGGUGAUAACAGUCAUAAUAGUGACAAACAGUGAUUAAAUUUCGUUCAAAUUAAAAUGUUAUU
Messenger RNA from Sitophilus oryzae (rice weevil), 2940 nucleotides. RefSeq names its product follistatin-related protein 5-like. The coding region runs from base 321 to 2663 and encodes 780 amino acids. Gene Ontology annotation, molecular function: calcium ion binding. NCBI's taxonomy places the organism in Eukaryota, Metazoa, Arthropoda, Insecta, Coleoptera, Curculionidae. The transcript is spliced from 18 exons. The record is from RefSeq and is a predicted model, not a curated record.